AAAACUUACCAAGUCGUCGACCAAGAAUGGCUCAAUCCAAGGAAAGCCCGGACGAAGCUAAACAGGAUGAGAUCAUCUUCAAUAUUGGAGAUACAAUUAAUGACUACGAGAUAGUAAGUAAGAUCGAUGAAGGCGGGUUUGGUCAAGUAUUCAAAGUAACAAAAGAUCAUAAAACAUUUUAUGCGAUGAAAUUAGAAUCGAAUUUUCAAGUAGGAGGAUCUGCAAUUAAACUGGAGAUAAAUGUACUUAGUCAGCUACCGAAGAAUACAGUAUUCCCAGAAUUAAUCUGUGGCGGAAAGAGACCUCGUUAUCAUUUUCUAGUUCUCGAACUACUCGGAGACAAUCUCAAGGCUCUAAAAGCUCAGAGUCCCAAUCCUAGUGUUUUUUCUGAUGGGACAUGGUCAAGAAUUGGGAUUCAAUGCUUGUAUGCCAUGAAGAUGAUGCAUGACUCUGGAUUCGUGCACAGGGACAUCAAGCCAAGCAAUUUUGCAAUCGGAUACAGCACAGCAUCGGAGAGCCGAAGUCGACGAGUACUUCUCUUCGAUUUCGGAUUGGCUAGGAAAUUCGUGAAGAAGGAAAAAAACUUGGCUCCAAUUGUCACCAAGAAAGAGUCAAAAAUAUCAAAAUCUAAGACACUUCCGUCAAAAGGACCAAGUACAAAGUCUAAAGACCUGAAGCCCGGACGAUCCAAACCGAUUCUAAAUCGAAAAGCAGAGCAAAUGAAGAUAAAGAAAAAUUUCAACAUGCUAAUUCCACCCAAAAGUAUCGACCAAAGUCAACGGACUGCUGAGGAGAAGGUUGAUGAUGAGGAGUUCACGUUCCGAAGAGCGAGACCACACACUGAUUUUCGUGGAACUUUUCAGUACGCCUCUCCGAAUGCUCAUUUGCAACUUGAACUGGGUCGUCACGAUGACAUUUGGUCCUUGAUGUACAUGGUCGCCGAGUUUUUCGUGGAGCUACCCUGGACGAGCAAUGAGGAAAUUGCACUGGAAGAACUAAAAAAUCAGUCGAGCAUUCUGCGCUUGUUUUCUGACGACAAAAACCCGUCCCGAUUGACACCCGAAAUGCGUGGUCAACUGGAUGAAAUUGAUAAGAACCUCAAAUCAUGCAACUAUUAUAGUAGUCCAAAGUAUGAUAUCGUCUAUCAAUUUUUCAAAGAUUCGAUGACAAAGGCAAAGGUUACCUGGACGACACCAUAUGAUUGGGAGACAAUUGGAAAAUCGUCGGAAGAUUUUUCGAAGAAAUCCAACGGAAAACGAGCGGUUUGGGAGAAUCCUGGCGCCUUUUUCAAGAAAGGGCGCUGGGAUGCACUUCCUCUGCCACUUCAAUCUCCACAUAUUUCGAUCAGGAAAUCGUCGUCGAAACAUCCGAAACCAUCAGCCAAAGGAUCCAAGAAAGCCGUUCAAGCGAGAAUUCAGAAUUUCAGUAAAGAAGAUUCGGUGGAAGCUGACGAGGCUCCAACACCUAUGUUGAAAUCAACGAAAAAGGAUGGGAUGGGUGGACAGAAGGGUGGCUUAAAGGGAUCUAUUGAAUGAUGCUAUCAAUAAAAAGUUGAUGUGA
Molecule: messenger RNA, 1560 nt
Organism: Caenorhabditis elegans
Lineage: Eukaryota; Metazoa; Nematoda; Chromadorea; Rhabditida; Rhabditidae
Gene: C49C8.1
Product: Protein kinase domain-containing protein
Exons: 8
Coding region: 27-1535 (502 amino acids)
Molecular function (GO): ATP binding
Source: RefSeq, marked reviewed